Messenger RNA from Pleurotus ostreatus (oyster mushroom), 1776 nucleotides. RefSeq lists its product as uncharacterized. The record is from RefSeq and is a predicted model, not a curated record. Bases 1 to 1776 code for a protein of 591 amino acids. The transcript is spliced from 15 exons. Lineage: Eukaryota; Fungi; Basidiomycota; Agaricomycetes; Agaricales; Pleurotaceae.
AUGACCCGCGAGACGCAGCUUUCUUUCUCCAGCCGGCUAGCGGCGCUAGCAUUGCUUGGCCUGGUUCAAGUGGUAUCGGGAGGAGCAACAACUCAAUCUCCAGCGCUCCCAGCCUUGACGUCUCCUCUUGGGCCCGUCGUCAACUUGGGAUUCGCCGCCUUCGCAGGAAACGAUACAUCGCCUGCCGGAGAGCCUCACUCGACGGUGACUUUCUUCGGCAAUAUACCGUACGCUCAGCCUCCAGUAGGAAACCUCCGCUUCAGAGCUCCAAGACCGCUAGACGAAACAAUCAGAAACCCUGCUCGUGUUCCCAUAUCCGAUGCACGGGACUGGGGCGCUCCUUGUAUUCAGCAGCCAGCGCAAGUUGGAAUCGGCUCUGAAGAUUGCCUGAAGUUGAACAUUUGGAAGCCUUCGAGCGCAUCGGAAGGAAGUAACCUUCCCGUCAUUGUAUACUUCCACGGAGGUGGUUUUUUUGCGGGGUCGCCUCUUGGGUUUCCCUUUUUCGACUGGCUAACACAAAAUCAAGGUAUCGUCGCCGUAUCUGUUGCCUAUCGACUUAACCUCCUGGGGUUCCUGGGGGGCGCUGCUGUCGCUGCUGACGGAGACUUGAACGCGGGACUUCGUGACCAGCGGGCUGCAUUGGAAUGGGUACAGAGGAAUAUCCAUCGAUUCGGGGGGGAUCCAGACGAAGUGACGAUUGCAGGCGAAAGUGCGGGAGCUGCGAGCGUGGUCAUGCAAACGGUGGCAUUCGGCGGAUCUAAGCCGCCUGUUUUCAAGCGCGCGAUUACGCAAUCGAUUGGAUUUGGGCCAACGCCUACUUCGGAGCAAGUCGAAGCUACCUUCCAAAACGUUUCUGCCGUAGUUGGUUGCUCAGGACGGAAUGUUAUGCAAUGCUUGCGCAACGCCUCCAUAGGUGCUAUCGUCAGUGCAAUCAAUCACGCCAGUGUCCCACCUGUGAUUGAGGGACCAAACGGGUUUCUCCCUGAUCUCCCUUCACAUCUUAUCGUGUCUGGCAGGCUCAACAACGUCGGGUUCAUUGGCGGCCAUUGUACCAAUGACGGGAGGACUUUUGUGGGCGGCACACCCGCACAAUUCGUUUCGGAGGAUGAUAUCAGAAGACUGCUCUUCGCUCGUUACUCAGGAGUGACUGCUGCGACGAUGCAGCGGGCUUUUGAACUCUACCCAGCACCGGACGUGGCUGGGAGCCCGUUCAAGACACAAUACGAACGCGCUUCACAGAUGUCUCAGGAUAUCGUACUCGGUUGCAUGGAUCUACAGCUCGCUCAAACACUUACGAACCGCGGCGUAGAUAAUGUAUUCACAUUCAGAUGGAACUCUCCUCACGCAGUUUUGUUCGAAGAGACCCCUUUCGAAGGAGUCAUGCAUACAUCUGACCUAUACUUUCUGUUCGAUGGUACCGUACGUUUACCCAAUGCUUUGAAUUCUUUCAAAGCUUUCAAUGAAAGCGAGGCAAGGCUUUCUCAAGAAGCGAUCGGCUUCUGGACUUCGUUCAUCUCCUCAGGCAACCCCUCCACGGAGAAUACACCGAAACGCAUCACUUGGGCCCCCUUCGUGUCAAACACAUCGUCAAAUGCCACCAAUAUCACCCGUAAUCGUAUUGUAUUGGAGAGAGGCAGCGAUGAAGUGGCGCAGACAAACUCAGUGAUCGAGUCGAUUCCGAGCGUGGAGUUCGAGCGAUGUAGCUUCUGGAUGAGCGCAAAUAUUUCGAUUAUAUCGAUACCUCCACAAGCAGAGCUGCCUGUACUUAUGAAGUGA